CCUCUGUCACCUCACCACUGAAGCUAAAGCGCAGCAGCUCGCACAAGCUCAGCUCGAUCUCCCACUCCCCUCCUGUCCUUGGUAGUAGCUAGCCACCGCCCACCGCGAUCAUGGGCAAGAAGAGCGGCCGCAACGGCGGGGACAAGGACGGCGGCGCCAAGGCCGCGGCCUUCGUGCUCAGGGUGCCCAUGCACUGCCGCUGCAAAGGCUGCGACGACAAGAUCCGCGCCGGCGUCAAGGACCUCACCCUCCACCACGGCAUCGAGGCGCUGGACCAGUCGGCGCUGUGGACCAAGGGCGAGCUGCGGGUGGUGUCCGCGGUGGACCCCGAGAAGCUCCUCCGCCGCCUGCAAAAGGCCACCGGCAAGAAGGUCGACCUCGCCAUCCCCAAGCAGCAGGCCGCCGACAAGAAGGCCGCUGCCGAGAAGGAGGCCGCCAUGGAGGAGCUGCUCCGCCGCAGCCUGCAGCAGCAGCAGCAGGUACAAUACGGGCGCGGCCAGGCCGCCUGGGCCGACCAGGUGCUGCCCGGCGCCGCCGCCUGGGGCGCGCUCCAGCAGCCAGGGGGCUACGGCUACGGGGCCGCCGCGGCGCAGGCGUACCCGUGGGCCGUGCAGGUGCCGCAGCCGGAGGCCUACCCUUCCUACCACUACCCGGCCACCGGCGGCGCCUGGGGCGCGUACGCGUACCCCUCUGUGGCGGCACAGGGAGCCUACGGCGGCGGAUGGCACGGCCAUGGCGCCUACUGAUCGGCAGAGCAGCUGAGCCCACGCAGAGUGCUGAGAUGAACCGGCUGCGGUGCUAGCUACAGUAGUACUUGUGUGUUUGUAAUGUACUCGUUACUACUACUAGCGUAGAUUGGAUCGACCUACCUGUUGUGAUCGACCCGUAAGAGCAGUAGAGAGGUCUGCUACUGCUUGUGGUUGUGUGUUUUGUUGGGUGAUCAGUACUGUAUGCUGGGCUGUCAAGACAAGUCAUGCUGCUCUGUAAUAUUUUGCACUUGAGUGGUGAAGGAAAGUAAAGUAGGAGUUUGUUUGAACA
Panicum hallii is the source of this 1038-nucleotide messenger RNA. RefSeq lists its product as uncharacterized. Bases 111 to 746 code for a protein of 211 amino acids. The record is from RefSeq and is a predicted model, not a curated record. NCBI's taxonomy places the organism in Eukaryota, Viridiplantae, Streptophyta, Magnoliopsida, Poales, Poaceae. The transcript is spliced from 2 exons. Gene Ontology annotation, molecular function: metal ion binding.